UCUGUCUCGAAUCUUGAUUCUUCUUUAAAAAUAUCAAAGAUCAGCCACUCUCCUGGACAUAGCUAACUGUAUGAUUUUGGCCCCUCCCAAUUCCCAAAAGCAAAGAUUAGAAAAGGUGGUGGCUAGAAUAGAACCUUUACACAGAGAACAUAUAUUCUACCCAAUUAGCCACAUCUCAUAGCGAUUCCCUUGCACCUCAGUUAAGCGUGCAAUCCCGCGCCGACUACUCCAUCCUCUUUACCCGCCGCAGUCAUCUAUAAAUAAGCACCGUUGGGUCAUCACCAUCAUCCAACUCCAAGAACACAACAGCUUAGAGCAAGCUCAAGUGAAGUGAGCUGAUCAGAUCGACCAAUAACAAAUCCCCAAGAACAGCCUACUAGCUACCCACCAAUUCGCUCGAUCAGCAAUGGCAGACAGAGUGACGAAGCUGGCAUCGCAGCGGGCGGUGGUGAUCUUUGGGGCGAGCAACUGCUUCAUGUGCCACACGGUGAAGACGCUCUUCACAGAGCUGGGCGUGAGCUGGACGGUGCACGAGCUGGACAAGGACCCCCGCGGGAAGGACGUCGAGAGGGCGCUCGUUGGCAUGGUCGGACGGAGCCCGCCCGUGCCAGCCGUCUUCAUCGGUGGCAGGCUUAUCGGCACCACCGACCAGGUCAUGACGCUGCACGUCGGCGGCCAGCUCGUGCCGCUCCUCCGCCAGGCCGGCGCCCUGUGGCUUUGAAGAGUCAUGGGCAGCAGUGGCUGAUGGUGCGAGCAGUUAUGUGCGAUCGCAGCCUCGAAAUCGAGCGAAGCUAGUGAUCAUGUAGUGCGUGCACUGCAGUGCAGCUACGUAAUUUUGAAAAGGUCAUCAAACAUAUUAACGGUUAUGACCUUUCAGUUGUACCUCGUUGUCAUGAAAAGAGUAGAAAGGAUGCUUUGUAAGAGAUGAGCAUCCUGAGCAAUAUUAAAAGAGCUUAUGCCUGUUAUCUUGUUGCCGGU
Aegilops tauschii subsp. strangulata is the source of this 978-nucleotide messenger RNA. RefSeq names its product putative glutaredoxin-C2. The record is from RefSeq and is a predicted model, not a curated record. NCBI's taxonomy places the organism in Eukaryota, Viridiplantae, Streptophyta, Magnoliopsida, Poales, Poaceae.